AUGACAUACCCCUACGAACGCUCCGCGGGCACUUCUCCUCUUCCCUCCUUCAACCAGACCUACACACCAAGAUCGCCAAGUUUAUCCAGUCGCGUGUGGGGAUUUGUUCCCCCAAUCGCAAAACAAUGGCUUUCGGAGGGGCCUCUCAGCCGUGGAAUCGGUAGACAUCGAGGCAGUGAGGGGAUUAAGAUCACCGCAGUACGAGCUGUGAAGUCCGUCUUUUCCAUCUCUACUGCUAUCAUUUUAUUGUGGAUUUACUCUAUCUGGUGGGGCGAACGGAGAGUAUUUGAGGAGCACAUUAACCAAUGCCUUUGGGAUAGUUGGGAAGAAUGGCCCCAAGAAGCAACACCGCACCACAUCGCCUUCAUCUCAGACCCCCAGCUCGUCGAUCCCCACACCUACCCUGGCCGACCAUGGCCUCUGUCAACAUUGACUGUCAAAUACACGGACCAGUAUAUGCGCCGAUCAUUCUCCUUGAUUCAGGAUCACCUCGAGCCGGACUCGGUGCUGUUCCUGGGUGACCUUUUCGACGGUGGCAGAGAAUGGGCCACUGGUACCUACACCAGCCCUGAAGCCCGAUAUAAGAAUAUCAAAACCAAUUUCUGGAAAAAAGAAUACCGCCGCUUUAUGAACAUCUUCUUAGAUCCUUGGGAAAAGAACAGGCCCCCACCGGUGGAUGGACGAGGGCGCAAGUUGCUUGCCAGCUUACCUGGAAAUCAUGAUCUCGGAUUUGGAAAUGGUGUCCAAGAGCCUGUUCGUGAUCGGUUCCAGACCUACUUCGGACACAGCAAUCGAGUAGAUGUGAUUGGAAACCAUACCUUUGUUUCAGUUGAUACUGUCUCACUGAGCGCGAUGGACCAACCUGAUCCCUUGACAGGCAGCUCGCCAACAGCCGCAAACGAUGACGCCUGGCCUGCUCGCCCGAUUUGGAAAGAUGCGGACGAUUUCCUGGACAAGAUGGCCAUGCACAGGGCCAAGGCCGAAACAGAGGAACUGCGAAUGCUGCAAAACCAGAGCGAGGGCCAUCUGUUCGACUACCGUGUGGUCAAUGCUGUCGAUCCAGCAAUCCACCACAUGCCCGUGCCAACAAGCCCCGGUUUCCCUACGAUCAUCCUUACGCACGUGCCUCUAUACCGUAAGCCUGCCACUCCAUGUGGGCCUCUACGCGAGCGCUACCCUCCAUCUUCGGACGAAGAACUGGAAGAGGAUGAGCCCAAUUCUCUGAAGAUCUCGGGUGGCUACCAGUAUCAGAAUGUCCUCACACAGACCGUAUCCAACGAGUUGGUGUCUAAAUCAGGACCCAAUGUGGUCCAAGUCUACUCUGGUGAUGACCACGACUACUGUGAAGUCUCCCACCGGGAGUUCAACGGUUCACCAAACGAGAUCACUGUCAAAAGUAUCUCCUGGGCAAUGGGAGUUCGCCACCCAGGCUUCGUGUUGACCAGUCUGUGGAACCCAAUUGACCCCCAGACAGGUAAACCAAUCAAGGACGCCUCGCCAACCAUCCAAAACCACCUCUGCCUUCUCCCAGACCAACUGGGUAUCUUCAUCCACUACCUCACCAUCCUCGGCCUCAGCGUCGCCGUCCUCUUCAUCCGCGCCCUCUACCGGGCAUUCUCCUCGCCGGAGCCAUCACCAACCGGCGCCCUUCUUCCUCUCUCUGAACGCCGCCCGCAACAUAACCCCCAGACCUCCGGUGCAUCUAGCUCUACUUUGUCAGCAGGAGGCCUAGCCAGCCGCGGGAUGACAGCGUCUCCUCGCUACCCUGGAACUAAGUCACCUGAUGCCUACCGGGUCGACGAGGACAUGUUCUCCUCGAAAAACAAGACUUCAUGGCGGCCGGCAUCAGCUACUGGGCCCCGCUCUACUGCUUCCCUUGUCUUGCAUGAUCUGUACCAUUCUACCAAGAUUGUGGCGCAGGUCGUGUUGUUAGCGUACUUCAUCCUGAUCUGGCGCUGGUAG
Messenger RNA from Penicillium antarcticum, 1962 nucleotides. RefSeq names its product putative manganese ion homeostasis (Fr). Gene Ontology annotation, molecular function: hydrolase activity. Gene Ontology annotation, biological process: GPI anchor biosynthetic process. The transcript has 2 exons. Lineage: Eukaryota; Fungi; Ascomycota; Eurotiomycetes; Eurotiales; Aspergillaceae. The record is from RefSeq and is a predicted model, not a curated record. The coding region runs from base 1 to 1962 and encodes 653 amino acids. Gene Ontology annotation, cellular component: endoplasmic reticulum.